ACACCAGGGGACAGCCACCAGAGACGCACGCUGUUCCGGUAUUGUACAGGACUGGUCAAGCUAAGUCGCCGAGGAAAAGUCAACACCAAAAGGCCACAGGAAAACCCUUCUGAGGAGAGGGGCGACGAAUGCGAACGAAAGGUUGCUAAUAUCACGUGAUAUCAAAACACCGAGCCCCUGACGAGCGCCCGCCCGCAGACUAAAGAGCACACCGAGCUCCGGUCUUGGAACCCAGCGAGAACCUUGCUGCCAUGAAGACGCUGCUGAUCCUUGUGGCCGUGUUGGCAGCCACCGCCACCGUCACGGAACCACGAAGGACCUCCGCGAGUGUCUGCGAGGGAGGCGAUGAUAAAGGUGGCCAUGAGAGAAGUGAAACUGACUGGGGCUACGGAGACCACAACGGCCCCGACACCUGGCCGGACACCCACCCGACGUGCGGCGGCUCCAAGCAGUCCCCCGUGGCGCUCGACACACGCCAAGCUCUCCUGAACACCUCUUGGGCACCCUUCGAGUUCACGGGCUACAAUUACUUGCCGCCCUACAUGGAAGUCACCAACACGGGGCACGCAGUCCAGGUCAGCGCAACGAUCCACGCGUCUGUGUCCGGCGGGAACCUGCACGGCAAGUACAUCUUCUCGCAGUUCCACUACCACUUCGGCGCCGAGAACGACCGCGGCUCCGAGCACACCGUGAAUGGCAACAGGUUCCCGGCGGAGGUUCACUUGGUGCACUACCUGGAAAGAUACGGCAGCUUUAGUGAGGCACUGAAACACGACAACGGGGUGGCGGUGCUGAGCGUGAUGCUGGAACUGUCUUCGGAGGACAACCCAUUUCUCAAGCCCAUCGUUGAAGCUCUCACAGAAAUAACCAACCCUGGAGAGUCUGCCUCCAUCACCCCCUUCCCCAUAUCGUACGUCCUGCCGAGCAACACUGACAGCUUCUUCCGCUACGAGGGCUCCCUCACUACCCCGGAAUGCAACGAGGUGGUGGUGUGGACGGUCUUCAGGGAAACCACCCCUAUAUCGGAGGCACAGCUGGAGGAAUUCAGAAAACUGAAGGGCGCUCAUGGUGAACCCUUGGCAGACAACUACAGGCCCACCCAGGAACUCAACGGUCGCCAGGUGUACAUGUCCUAGAUGUACCAAGUGCCAUGCCAGCUGCCCUGACCCUCACACCUGAAGAUCCUGACAUCUCCCACACGUGAAGUACAAACAGGAAAGAAGGACACUAGUCAUGGCGAUGGUGAGGGGGAUAAACACUGCCGCGCAUCCCACCAUGACCGGAGUGUUGACAAGCCAAGCAUUCUUGAUUGAUCUUUUAAACCUUGCAAAGGGGUGUCAUUUUUGGUUUUAAUCUAGACUACAGGAAGCAGUCACAUUUUAUUGUGCCAAAACUAGUUUUAAUUUGUUAAAAUAAAAAAUUAUAUCAAUACAUACGAUACCAAA
Messenger RNA from Eriocheir sinensis (Chinese mitten crab), 1445 nucleotides. RefSeq names its product carbonic anhydrase 2-like. NCBI's taxonomy places the organism in Eukaryota, Metazoa, Arthropoda, Malacostraca, Decapoda, Varunidae. The record is from RefSeq and is a predicted model, not a curated record. Gene Ontology annotation, cellular component: plasma membrane. The transcript is spliced from 9 exons. Gene Ontology annotation, molecular function: carbonate dehydratase activity; zinc ion binding. Bases 252 to 1136 code for a protein of 294 amino acids.